Messenger RNA from Schistosoma guineensis, 5932 nucleotides. NCBI's taxonomy places the organism in Eukaryota, Metazoa, Platyhelminthes, Trematoda, Strigeidida, Schistosomatidae. The record is from the annotation of a GenBank genome assembly.
AAUUUGAACGUUUUCACUUUGAAGGUCGUUCCGUAACUUCAGUGAAACCAGUUUUCAAAGACAUGCCUCGAGGUCGCAGUGUUAAACGAGGCUUCCGCCCAUCUCAUGCGCCGGUCCAAACAAUGCUUGUUCCAAGCCAUGCUGAAUGUGCUGCCACAAAUAAAGAUGAAGAGAUGAACGAACUUGACGAAACCAAAGCACCAAAAUUGAAUCCACCUAAAUCUAGCCCCAGCAAAAAGUCAGAUGAAUGUGGGGUAGAGGUUUAUGAAGACGAUGACGAGCUUGAAGAUUCUGAGUUAGAAAACAAUACCACCGGGAGGCGUCUGGUCGAGGGUGAUAUUGAUGUGGAUGAUGCUGAAAGUGAAAGUGCGGAGGAUGAACCUGUUGAAGAAGAACCUGAAGAUACUCUGACGCCUGCUGAGAAAGCCUCGCAAAUUUGUCGCCUUCCUGCAAAAGAACUUUGUACAGAAGAAACUCAAAUGUUCCCUUUUUUAGAAAGUUCUUCAAAUUCUUUAAAGGAGUCAUAUAUUGCUGUCCGAAAUCUUGCAGUAAGUUUUACAUGGAAAUGCUUACAAUAACUUAUUUUGCAAAUAACGAGUCUUGGAAUAGCCUCUGUUUUUUAUCCUUCGAAACAUUGAAAACAUUUAAGAUCGGAGCAUAAUGGCAGAAUUGUGUACAUCUUUAUCUUGUGAUAAAAAUAAGUUUUAUGUUCUCAUUUUAUUAUCACAGAAAGUUCGAUGCUUGAAAGCUUAUCCUACGUUUCUCAAAUACAAGUGGGUUUAUAUUUUUAGAUCGAUUCCUCUAGUAGUUAUUUUCCUAAAUUGAGUUUAGCAUAAACAUAUUCAGUUCUUUUCAUAUUUUUGUCUGAUACUAUUUGAUUGUCUUUUUAAGAGUGGUUAAUUGUAUAUGUACGUUACAAAACCCUAACUUUCCAGUUUAUUGUUUCGUUUCCAUCCCUGACCAUUGUAAACCUUUCUCACAUGUCUUCUUAAAGAACUUCGAUGAGAUGGAUUUCCCUUAUCAAUUUGCCUAUCAUAAUUUAGGAUUAGUGAUACAACAGUUCCUGUUUUUAGAAACUUAGUGAAAGUCACAAUGGCGACGUGCAUUUUAAUUCUUUAGCGUAAAAAUAUUGCAAAUCUGGUUUAAAUAUUCACUCUGCCUAAUCUUAAAACAUGAACUAGUAGGCCAUUUCCUAUACUUUGGGAGCUAUCUCUUUAAAUGCUACAUAUCUGAUGUGAUUGCUCAAAUAUAAAUACUUAGAAUGCGUCUCAUCACUGUAUAUAUAUAAUAUUCAAACCAACAGUGCGGUUAUAUUUCCUAACAUAUUGAAAGAACUGGGGUAUCGGUUUUCCAUUUUUUAUAUUUACAAUGGUUAUGUGCCGGUACCAUUUUUUCAAUCGUUUUUAUAAUUAAAUGUAAAUCCUCCGUCAUUACAAAACAGCCGGGGACCCAAUUUUUUGAAGUCCGGAUAUACUUCAGGGGUAUCAUUUUCGUACAUACCAGUCUGUUAUUCAAGAUUUUGACUAUUAGAUUUCGGUCCUAGAAAUCGCAAGUUCUGAUUACUGAAGGUAUCGUACACACUUACACCCCCUUCUUAGUUUAGUUACACAUUACAAACUUUCUCACAGCUAUUAUUAUCGUUUCAAGUGCUAUUGUGAAUUGUUAGUGGUUAAACCACUUCGUCACAUGUUUAUAUCUUCGUAGCGAGAGAUGUUUUUAUUCCUUAUCUGUAACACUAGGCUGUCAGGAAUCGAGGUGGUGAUCUGCAGUUAUGCAUCACAAAUUUUGCUGCCUGGACAGCGUUCUAAUACUAUGAUGUAGUACGUUUUUGUGACUUGGAAGCUUUAUUCGUCAAGGCGUUCUCUAUUUAACGUGUUAAUUUGUAUUUUGAAUCACGUCUUGGUCAUAUCUUUAUGUGACUAAAAAGACAUCAUAACUACGGUAACCUUCUGAGUAAUUUCCUUGUUUACAAUGCGUACUAAGUUUUACUCUUCUAAAGCCUAAUAAGAUUUCAUAUCUUAUGUCCUGACUGGGAAAUGACACCAAAUUUUUAAAAUGAUAACAUAGUAUAAUGUUUUCUAGGUGGUAAAUUCCGGUUCAGAUUUUCUGUGAUUUUUCUGUGGAUUGGUAUUUAGUCGUAUAUUGGAAAUUAAAUAAUAAUUAUGUCUAUGCUGGAAAUUGUUUUGUACAAUAAAUUCUUUUGCAGUGUUUAAUGUGGUCAGAAGACUCGUGUACACAGGUUACGCCUAAUAGGCUGUUCAUAUACGUGAUGAAUAAUAUGUCAGUCGAGAAUCUCCGGGUGAUGAUCGAUUCUGGAUUGACUGCUCCUUUACCAGUACACCAAGGAUCCAACUCGUCUGCUUCUUCUGUUUGUGAGGAAAACAUUUCUGGUGUCGGUCGUGUCAGACAUAGCAAAGAGCUUUCUCGAUCUCUUCAACGCCAUCUAACAAGUUUAACUCUCCCAAGUAAUUACUCACCCUGGGGUACGCCUACUGCAAAAGCAAAUUUGGAACGGAUGACUUAUUUAGUUGUUUUGUUCUUGGAAAGAUAUGGAUAUAUCAACUUUGGCAUAUUUAAAAUUAUAUCUCCACCCUUAACACAUGUGAAUUCAUCUCGUACUGCUGAUCCUGCUACCACUGCAACUUUCCUAGGAUCGCCUAUGGAAAUAUUAGACAAAUCAGAUGUCCAACUAACACCCAGAAGAGCUGCAGCUGAGAAAGCUCUAGCAGCAACGCGUCGUGCUAACAAUUCUCCUUCUGCCAGUACAUUACCACUUAGUUCAUCAUCUACGUCACUGACAACUCCUCAUUUUAUUAUAAUUGGUGCUGGUAUUUCUGGCCUAAUUGCAGCAAGACAACUGACUUAUUUUGGUGCCAAAGUUACUAUUUUAGAAUCUCGUGAUCGUGUUGGAGGUCGAAUAUGGACUUGUAGAAAAGGUGGAUAUCAAGCUGAACUUGGGGCCAUGGUUGUCACAGGUUUAUCUGCAAAUCCUGUAGCUAUAUUGGUACGUCAAUUAUCAUUAAAUUUGCUUCCAAUCAAUACCGAUUGCUCGCUAUAUGACUCACAAGGUCAUUUAAUAAACCAUGAUCUUGAUGAACAAAUUGAAGAAGAAUUCAAUCGUCUUCUAGGCACAGCUGCUUAUGUAUGCCAUUCUAAAGGAUUAGAUUCAUUAGUUCUUGAUUCGGGCGUUGAAAUUCCUUUAUCAUUAGGUCAAGUUAUUGAAUUGUUAAUUAAAUAUCAAGAAAAGCAUAAAAUACAGUUGAAAAUAACACAUCGUAAAUUGAUCUCACAAUUGUUAGAUCGUAAAAAUUCUCUAUUAGAUCAGAUGGUUAUUGAACGUAAAAAUAUUGAAGCAGCUUAUGAAAAGUGGCAUUCAGCAUCAAAAGCAUUAAAUAACCAAUCGUCACCAAUCCAUCACUAUACUCAACAAUCUAAAACACAAAAUCCUACGCAAAAUAAAUCUCGUGUACGCAAUGAUUCAUCAUGUUCACCUCGUUCCAGUAGUGCUGAACUAGAUGGAAAACUAGUCAUUGAAUCAGCUUCAUCAAAUGGAUCACAAAAAUCAGCUGAUAACAAUGCGGUAAGAUUAUCCUCCGCUACUGAUCUAUCUCAACGUCCUUCGUUACCAGUAUUUAAUGUUAGCGCUCAAUUCGAAGUUCGCCAGUUACUUAGUCAUUUACAUGAAGCUUGGAAGAAAUUUCAACCACUUCAAAUUGCCCUGUCUCAAGUCAAUAAGCAAUUAGAUAUAUUACUUCAAGAACCACCGAAAGAUAUGUAUUUAACCAAAGAAGAACGUUCUAUACUUGAUUGGCAUUUAGCUAAUUUGGAAUUUGCCAAUGCCACAGAAUUGCAUAAUUUAUCAUUACGUCAUUGGGAUCAAGAUGAUUUGUUUGAAUUAAGCGGUGAUCAUUGUGUAUUACAAGACGGUUACGGAUCAGUAACCGAUAAUUUAGCACAUUUUAUUACAUCUGGUCAGUCAUUAACAGUUGGAUUAAAACCUCGUGAUAAUCAUCUUACAUCUGUAAUAACAACAACAUCGUCAUCAAAUUCAUCCACUUAUAAACUUGGACCUGGUCAUAUUGAAUUGAAAAGUACAGUUAAACGUAUUUCUUACUCUAAUACAGGUGUUCAAGUGGAUGUCCUUAAUUCGGCAUUUAGUCAAGAUGAUUUAAUUGAAUAUGAAGCAGAUGCUUUAAUUUGUACUCUACCAUUAGGUAUCUUAAAAGAAAUUAUCCAACAAGAUAAUGAAACAACCAUGCAUCAAUCACAAAUUACAACAAAUGAAUCAUCUAACAAUUGUCUUACAAAAUUAGUUGUACCACGUUUUGAGCCACGUUUGCCUGAUUGGAAAAUUUCAGCUAUUCAGCGUUUAGGAUUUGGUGUAUUGAAUAAAGUUGUACUUAUAUUUGAGAAGAGUUUUUGGGAUCGUUCACACAAUCUAUUUGGACAUGUGAAUGAAUCAACAAAUUCGCGUGGUGAAUUAUUUUUAUUCUGGUCAAUUACUGAUAAGCCUGUAUUGAUAGCAUUAAUUGCUGGUCGUGCUGCAUGUGAUUUAGAAAAUGAGAAAACUUCACCUACACGACGUCUAUCACCAGGAUCUAAAGGUCAAAACUCAUUAGUCAAUAAUUCUGCCACACCAACAUCUUAUCUAUUAGGUCGUGGACUUAAAGAACCUAUUAUUAUACGAGCUAUGCAAGUUCUUCGUGGUAUUUUCAGCCAAGAAGGUAGUAGUAGUGUUAGUAACAAUAAUAAUAACAGUAACAUUAGUAAUUGUAAUGGUGGAAUGCAUAGUAAUCAAGAAAAGAAGAAACUUAUUAUACCAAAUCCAAUUGAUGCAUAUGUCACGCGAUGGAGAACUGAUCCAUAUUCACGUGGAUCUUACUCAUAUGUUGCUGUUGGAGCCACAGGUGCUGAUUAUGAUAUUCUUGGUGAACCAGUUUAUUACUCUAGUAGUUCCAGUGAUGAUAUUUCUAUGCCAACUAAUAAUCCUCGUAUAUUUUUUGCUGGUGAACAUACUUGCCGUUGUUAUCCAGCUACUGUGCAUGGUGCACUUUUAAGUGGUCUACGUGAAGCAGCUCGUGUAGCUAAUCAUUAUUUUCCAGGUCAAACACCUGUACGUGCGUCAGGAUUUAAAUUAAAUACUUCACAAUCGACGAAUCCACACUUCUAAAUUAUUCCAUUGUUUAUUUAUUUCCCUUUCUCUAGUUUUGUCAGUGUCUUCUCGGAAAAGGCUGUAUUUUCUCCUAUACCUGUACUUUAUCGACUGACUGUAGAUUAACUAUUUCAUAAAUAAUUAUUUUCCACCAAUUAGGUUUUAUCUAUCUUUACAUUUAUGUGUAUUCACCCUUAUGGAGUAUAUUUUUUCCUGUAAAAUACAUUGAUAUACUACAUUUGUGUGCAAUCCUGUCAUAUUUUUCAGUUUAUAUGUUGAUAUAUUUGCCUAACCUCUAUUCGUUUUGUGCAUAACGUAUGUUUGUAUGGAUCGAGUUUAGUUGUUUUGUAUUAUACGUGAAGUUUUGUCGGUUAUUAUUAUUAUUAUUAUUAUUAUUAUUACUCUCUGAGUAUUUCUUGAUUUCUUUUAUUAUGACUAAUGCAUUCAUUACCCCGUUUUCAUUUUAUAAACAAACUUGAUAAAUUGUGAAAUACGAUAAAUGACAAAUGCUUGUUAUUCAGUGUUAUGUGCAGUAUUGUGGUGUCAAACUUACCACUGGUUUGUAAACAGUCAUAUACAGCCAUGCUGAUGAGUUAAAGCUUUAUAUUGAAAUAUUUGCAUUAUUUAAUUGAUAAAUCAACGAACUCUUAGGGCUACUUAUUUUGUAUUGCAUAAUGAUGUUAUGCGAAGUUGUUUUGUCUUCACUUUAACACUAACCCUUUGUUUUUACUAUGGAUUAUCAGCAUGUAGUUUUUUUUAAAUAUUUUUGUUCUCUGGCUU